AUGAGCAAGCCGAAGCGCGGGCAGGGGUCGAUCCCUCGCCGGCCGACAGCUCCCACCGAGGGCAGCGGCUCCGCCGGGCCGGGCCGGGCCGGGCUGGGUGCAGAGGCGGGAGAGAGCGCAGCCUCCUCUGCAGCCGCCCGCAGCACACUGACGGUGCGGAGCGGCGAGCAGGCGGGGCUGCCGCUGCCGCUGCCGGAGCCCCGCGGGGUGGAGCGGGCGAGCGGCCUGGCUCUCGGGCUCCCUCACCCGGCCGGACGCUCUGGAGACCCGUCAGAUGAGCCACUCCGACCCCGGGCCAAUCAGAGGACGGGGCCUCCGCCCAGCUGCCCAGUCAAGCGCAAGUACCUGGCGGAGACGGGCGGAACUGACAAAUCAGUGGAAGGGAGAGGCUACAAAUCUGAGGGUCGCCAUUGGCCGGAUCUGAAAGACGGAGAGAAGGCCUCCAAGCUGGAGGAAGGCUUUGGCCUAGUGCGGCAGGCUCGGUGUUGCCAUGGGUACGAGCGUCCAGUGAGCCCAUCCUCUGAUGAGCCUCUGGCCCUGAUCAAGAAGCAGCCCGGAGUCAGCAGAGAGACAGUCACCUUGCAGGGUCCCAGCACGGUGCAACAGACCCGCCCCUCUGUCAUCACCCACGCCUCGUCCAAUCAGCACCGCGGAGGGAAAGUGGAAGCUGAGCUCAACCCAUCACAGCAGAGGGGAGACUCUCAACCCGCUGACGCAUCGACCAAUGCCGCCUGCGAUGCCGUGGUGGAGGAGCACUUCCGGAGGAGCCUCGGGGCGAGUUACCAGCAGCCGGUCCCGCCCUCCAUCUCCGUCUCCGAGUCGGUGGACGCGCACUUUGCCAAGGCGCUGGGAGACAGGUGGAUGCAGGUGCAGGCGGCUGGGAGAUCCAUCCCUGAGGGAUCGCAGCCCGAAAGCGCAGACGCGCCAUCAGCCUCCCUCCCCUAGAGCCAACUGCAAAC
Hypanus sabinus (Atlantic stingray) is the source of this 959-nucleotide messenger RNA. RefSeq names its product transcription cofactor vestigial-like protein 4. Gene Ontology annotation, molecular function: transcription coactivator binding. NCBI's taxonomy places the organism in Eukaryota, Metazoa, Chordata, Chondrichthyes, Myliobatiformes, Dasyatidae. Bases 1 to 945 code for a protein of 314 amino acids. Gene Ontology annotation, biological process: negative regulation of DNA-templated transcription. The transcript is spliced from 6 exons. The record is from RefSeq and is a predicted model, not a curated record.